AGCAGGGCAGCUCCGGGCACUGGGGUUAGGUUGGGGGCCACUCAUCAGGUGCCUGGUUGUUUUGUUUUUUGCAUUGCACCCUCCUCUCCAUCCCUGGAAGAAAAGGAUAAGCUUUGGGCCAUGAGGCUGGCCCUGCUGCUGGUGUUUGUCUCCGUCCUUCCCGGCGGUGCUGUGCAGCUACUGGACACUAGGCAAUUUUUAAUUUACAAUGAAGAUCACAAGCGCUGUGUGGAAGCAGUGAGUCCCAGCUCAGUGCAAACUGCAGUUUGCAAUCAGGAUGCUGAAUCCCAGAAAUUCCGAUGGGUGUCUGAUUCCCAGGUUAUGAGCGUUGCCUUUAAACUUUGCCUGGGAGUGCCAUCAAAAACCGACUGGGUUCCUGUCACGCUAUAUGCCUGUGACCUGAGAAGUGAAUUCCAGAAGUGGGAGUGCAAAAAUGACACGCUUUUCGGAAUCAAGGGAGAAGAUUUAUAUUUUAACUAUGGCAAUAAACAAGAAAAGAACAUUAUGCUCUAUAAGGGAUCUGGUUUAUGGAGCAGGUGGAAGAUUUAUGGAACCACGGAUGAUUUAUGCUCUAGAGGUUAUGAAGCCAUGUACACGCUGCUGGGCAACGCGAACGGGGCCACCUGUGCGUUUCCGUUCAAGUUUGAGAACAAGUGGUACGCGGAUUGCACCAGCGCCGGGCGCUCGGACGGGUGGCUCUGGUGCGGAACCACCACGGACUACGACGCAGAUAAGCUAUUUGGGUACUGCCCUUUGAAAUUUGAGGGCAGUGAAAGCUUGUGGAAUAAGGAUCCGUUGACAAGCAUUUCCUACCAGAUAAACUCCAAGUCUGCUUUGACGUGGCAUCAGGCGAGGAAGAGCUGCCAACAACAGAAUGCUGAACUCCUGAGCAUCACCGAGGUCCAUGAGCAGACCUACCUGACAGGAUUAACCAGCUCUUUGACUUCAGGACUCUGGAUUGGACUUAACAGCCUGAGUUUCAACAGUGGUUGGCAGUGGAGUGGGGGCAGUCCAUUCCGGUAUUUGAACUGGCUACCAGGAAGUCCAUCAACUGAACCUGGAAAAAGCUGUGUGUCACUAAAUCCCGGAAAAAAUGCAAAAUGGGAAAAUCUGGAAUGUGUUCAGAAACUAGGCUAUAUUUGCAAGAAGGGCAACAGUACUUUGAAUUCUUUUGUUAUUCCCUCAGAAAGUGAUGUGCCUACUAACUGUCCUUCUCACUGGUGGCCCUAUGCGGGAUACUGUUACAAGAUUCAUAGAGAGGAGAAGAAAAUCCAGAGAGAUGCCCUGAUUGCAUGUAGGAAGGAAGGCGGUGAUCUCGCAAGUGUCCACAGCAUUGAGGAAUUUGACUUUAUUUUCUCCCAGCUAGGAUAUGAGUCAAGUGAUGAGCUGUGGAUUGGCUUAAAUGACAUCAAGAUUCAAAUGUACUUUGAGUGGAGUGAUGGGACCCCUGUAACAUUCACCAAAUGGCUUCGUGGAGAGCCAAGCCAUGAGAACAACCGGCAGGAGGACUGUGUUGUGAUGAAAGGCAAGGAUGGGUACUGGGCAGAUCGAGCCUGCGAGCGGCCUCUGGACUACAUCUGUAAGAUGAAAUCACAAAUCCAAGGUUCAGGAAUAGUGGAAGCUGAACAAGGCUGCCGGAAAGGCUGGAAAAGAUAUGGGUAUUACUGCUACUUGAUUGGACACACGAUGUCAACAUUUACGGAAGCAAAUGAAACCUGUAAAAAUGAGAAGGCUUACUUAACAACUAUUGAAGACAGAUACGAACAAGCAUUCCUGACUAGUUUGGUUGGAUUAAGGCCUGAGAAAUAUUUUUGGACAGGACUUUCAGAUAUACAAAACAAAGGGACCUUUCAGUGGACCAUUGAAGAAGAUGUUCAGUUUACCCACUGGAAUUCAGAUAUGCCAGGGCGAAAGGCUGGGUGUGUUGCCAUGAGAACCGGGAUGGCAGGGGGCUUAUGGGAUGUUUUGAAGUGUGAUGAAAAGACUAAAUUUGUGUGUAAACACUGGGCGGAAGGAGUGACCCGGCCACCGGAGCCCACAACGACUCCCGAACCCAAAUGUCCAGAAAACUGGGGUACCUCGAGUAAAACUAGCUUGUGUUACAAGCUGUAUGCAAAAGGAAAACAUGAGAAGAAAACAUGGUUUGAAUCUCGAGAUUUUUGCAAAGCUCUGGGUGGAGAUCUGGCUACGAUCAAUAAUAAAGAGGAACAGCAGGUGAUAUGGCGAUUGGUAACGACAAGUGGAAGCUACCAUGAACUGUUUUGGUUGGGCCUGACAUAUGGAAGCCCUUCAGAGGGCUUUACUUGGAGUGAUGGUUCUCCUGUUUCAUAUGAAAACUGGGCUUAUGGAGAACCUAAUAAUUAUCAGAAUGUUGAAUACUGUGGUGAGUUGAAAGGUGACCCCAGUAUGUCCUGGAAUGAUAUUAACUGUGAACACCUUAACAACUGGAUUUGCCAGAUAAAAAAAGGACAGACACCAAAGCCCGAGCCAACACCCGCUCCUCAAGACAAUCCAGCAGUGACUGAAGAUGGCUGGGUUAUUUACAAAGACUACCAGUAUUAUUUCAGCAAAGAGAAGGACACCAUGGACAAUGCACGAGCCUUUUGCAAGAGGAAUUUUGGUGAUCUUGUUUCUAUUCGAAGUGAAAGUGAAAAGAAGUUCCUAUGGAAAUAUGUAAACAAGAAUGAUGCACAGGGAGCAUAUUUUAUUGGUUUGUUGAUCAGCUUGGAUAAAAAGUUUAUUUGGAUGGAUGGAAGCAAAGUGGAUUAUGUGUCUUGGGCCACGGGUGAACCCAAUUUUGCAAAUGAGGAUGAAAACUGUGUGACCAUGUAUUCAAAUUCAGGGUUUUGGAAUGAUAUUAACUGUGGUUAUCCUAAUGCCUUCAUUUGCCAACGGCACAACAGCAGUGUCAACGUCACAGUUAUGCCCACCACGCCCCCCGUGCCAUCAGGUUGUAAGGAAGGCUGGAAUUUUUACAAUAACAAGUGUUUCAAAAUCUUUGGAUUUGCUGCAGAAGAAAGAAAAAAAUGGCAGGAGGCACGAAAAGCUUGCAUUGGAUUUGGAGGAAAUCUGGCCACCAUACAAAAUGAAAAGGAGCAAGCCUUCCUUACCUAUCAUAUGAAAGACUCCACGUUUAAUGCCUGGAUCGGGCUGAAUGAUGUCAACUCAGAACACACGUUCCUCUGGACAGAUGGCCGAGGGGUUCAUUAUACCAACUGGGGGAAGGGUUACCCUGGGGGAAGAAGAAGCAGUCUUUCUUAUGAAGAUGCUGACUGUGUGGUUAUUAUUGGGGGCAAAUCCAAUGAGGCAGGGAAGUGGAUGGACGACGUCUGUGACAGCAAGCGCGGCUACAUGUGCCAGACGCCUCCUGACCCGGCCUUGCCUAAUUCUCCAGCAACAGUUCCAACAGAUGGCUUUAUUAAAUAUGGUGAAAGCAGCUAUUCACUCAUGAAAUUUAAAGUGCAGUGGCAUGAAGCUGAGGAAUACUGCAGGGCUCACAAUUCCCUCAUUGCAAGCAUUCUGGAUCCCUAUAGCAACGCAUUUGUGUGGAUGCAAAUGCAAACACUUAAGGAGGGGGUGUGGAUUGCCCUCAACAGUAACUUGACCAAUAAUGAGUACACUUGGACAGAUAAGUGGAGGGUGAGGUACACUAAUUGGGCUGCUGAUGAGCCCAAACUGAAAUCAGCCUGCGUCUAUCUGGAUCUUGAUGGCUUCUGGAAGACGACUCCUUGCAAUGAAAGUUUUCAUUUUGUCUGCAAAAAAUCAGAUGUGGUCCCUGCCACGGAGCCUCCACAGCUGCCCGGCAGGUGCCCAGAGUCACAGCACACGGCCUGGAUUCCGUUCCAUGCUCACUGCUACUACAUUGAAUCCUCAUAUACCAGGAACUGGGGCCAAGCUUCUCUGGAGUGUCUUAGGAUGGGCUCUACUCUGGUUUCCAUCGAAAGUGCCGCUGAAUCCAGUUUUCUGUCAUAUCGGCUUGAGCCACUUAAAAGUAAAACCAAUUUUUGGACAGGAUUGUACAGAAAUGUUGAAGGGAUGUGGCUUUGGGUAAACAACAAUCCACUUGCCUUUGUCAACUGGAACACAGGCGAUCCCUCUGGUGAAGGAAAUGAUUGUGUAGCUGUACAAGCAUCUUCUGGGUUUUGGAAUAAUAUUCACUGUUCUUCCUACAAAGGAUAUAUUUGUAAGAGACCAAAAAUUGUUGAUGUCGAACCUACUCCUACAUUAAUUACAACAAAAGCUGACUCAAGGAAGAUGGAGCCUUCCAAACCAUCUUCCAACGUAGCAGGAGUAGUUGUCAUUGUCAUCCUCCUCAUUUUGACCGGUGCUGGCCUUGCUGCCUAUUUCUUUUAUAAGAAAAGACGUGUGCACCUACCUCAAGAGGGCGCCUUCGAAAACACUCUCUAUUUUAACAGUCAGUCAAGUUCCGGAAUUAGUGAUACAAAAGAUCUGAUGGGCAACAUUGAACAGAAUGAACACGCAAUCAUCUAGAAUCACCGUGUGGUCUUGGUAUGAUUGAAUCUCAUUAAGUUGUAACUAAAAUUUUUUAAUUCAAUGUGAUUGUUUCCUUUAAAAUUAAUUAUGUGUUGUACUGGCCUGUCCUUUUCCUUUGCCUCAUGGAAGAAAUAGUUGUUCGUUUUCUAGCCUGGCAAGAUAUUUUCACAAAGAGGGAUAAUAAUGUUGAUUACCACUUAAAAAAAAAUCAUAGGCGAAUCUAUAGCACUACAAUGCCAACAUUUAGGUAUCACUGCCAUGUAGCUAGGAUCAAUUUCAUGUAGAUUACAAGAGCUCUAGAAACAACCAGUGAAGCCUCUUGAAAUAUUUUAAGGGGCUCCAAAAAAUAUGUUACCUACUGAAAUGUGUUUCAGAAGGCCAUUUGAAAAUUAAGCAUAAGUAACCUCAGGUGGUAUAAAAAAUUAGUCAGCUUUCUCUCUGACCCAUCUUGAUUUCCACUCGAUGAUUUAGAAUUGUAUUCUAGACGUGCAGCAGAAUAAGGCAGCCAAGAAUCUGGUUUUCCCCAAGCAGAAUUUUAUAGACUAAACAUUGCAAAUGUGUUCUUUGUCCCCUUAUAUGUAUAUCAGGAUACAAAGGUGUGAAAUAAAAUGUAAAUUUGCAUAACUGGAUGUACUUAGAUAAUGUGAAAUAAACAUUAAAGACAAGGUCUAUUUUUAAUA
Molecule: messenger RNA, 5174 nt
Organism: Otolemur garnettii (small-eared galago)
Lineage: Eukaryota; Metazoa; Chordata; Mammalia; Primates; Galagidae
Gene: MRC1
Product: mannose receptor C-type 1
Exons: 30
Coding region: 121-4491 (1456 amino acids)
Molecular function (GO): signaling receptor activity
Source: RefSeq, a predicted model, not a curated record